AUGGAUCCUCCAGAUAAUGCUCUCAUUGUAGCACCUGGAUAUGGCCACUAUAUGACUAUACAAGAAGCUAUCAACGCUGCUUCAAAUGGUUCUAAAAUUAUUGUAUCCCCAGGUCUCUAUUCAAAACCAAUAAAAAUCACAAAACCAGGUUUAAUCAUAGAAGCUAAGGAAACUAUCCUCAAUUAGCUUGACCUAGUAAUUUUUUUUACUCCCCUCUUUUUAAAUUGGAAAAAAAAAAUUCUGUUCCAGUUUAAAGGAGGUUAAAUUUAUUUCGAUAAAUUAAUUCUUUAAAAAAUUUUUAAAAUCUUAAACAUUGAAUUUAAUUUAUUUUUUAUGAAGAAUUAAAUAAAAAUAUUAAUCGAUUCAGUGCGAAAACUAUUUAUAUAACAUUCUACUUACUUUUUGUAUAUUAAUUAAGCCAAACUAAUUUUAUAAACAUUAUGAUUUUCAUGGGGGUUAAAGUACAAAAAAAAAUGCAGAAAUUUACCAAUGUUUUGUUUUAAUUUAAAAGGCGAAGCUAUAUAAAUUUAUUAUUAAAUAAUCAAUAUAAGCCAGGAUAAUGGAGAAGUUCAAAUUUCUGUAAGCAGAGGCCCACUUAUCUCAAUUAGGUUGAAUGAAGGUGAAACCUGUACGAUAAAAGGCUUUAAAUUAAUUCACAGCGGCGAAAAAGACGAAAACGAAGAAUUUGACUGGCUGGCCAAAUUGAAAUCUAAAACGGACGCAAACUGUGGAGUCCAGAUUUUUGGCGGAAACGUCAUUAUUGAAGAUUGCCAAGUCACUUUAAGCUCAAUAUUUACAUUGAAAUGGUGACACGUGUCAACCUGUCCUCUUGGCGCAGCAGUCCGGACCUCUAGGCUACGGCGAAUUGUGACGGACUCCGAGCCGAGAGAAUCAAGUGCAGGCUCAAGAGAUGUAUAUCCGGGUAGGCUUUGGCUACUUUCCUGUGUUUGGAAAUGGAGGUGCUCAACAAGGUCAUCUGGAUCAGGGCAUUCCUCUAUCGAGAAACUGGGAGUUUCGGUCCAGGCCACAGGGAAACAGUCUUUUUCUGUAGCUGUCGAAGAAAGGCACUUCGACACCUGAUAGAGUCCAAGGAGUUGAUCCUUGGAAUCAAGCUACUCCAAUCGCCCCUAGCAGAGCUGCAAAAUCCAUAAGCACUCAAGACUGAAGCCGCAAGGAGGAGACAGAAGGUACCGGAAGGGCACUCGCAAGAGGGAUAGACCCUCUGGGUGGAGUGACAAGCGGUAGAACCUCCCGUACGGAAGGUCUUUGGUAAUUGCGUCACCAUAUGGCUAGCUCCUGACUUUAAUAAUCCUAAUCUUAAUCCACUUUAAGCUCAAUAAAAGCCCCAAUGCCUGCAUUUUUCCUUAAUGAGUGCCAAGUCCACAUGAGUAACUGUGAUGUCAAAGGAAGUUUAGAUAUAAGUUCUACCGGGAUCUACGCUAAAGACUCAAAUUUAGCUAUGCAAGCUUGUAAAAUAUACAAACACAAAAACAGCGCUGUAUUGCUAGAUUGCACGCCCAAUAAUGUCGUCACUAUCUCAGAGUGCGCAAUUGUAAACAACUCACGAUGCGGGAUUUUAUGCCAAAACGUUGAGUUUGCACCUACUGUACAGCAUAAUAAAAUUAUGCAAAAUGAAGGAGCUGGAGUGCUAAUUAUGAAUGGAAAUAUAGCGAAAAUCAAAGAAAAUGAUAUAAAAUUCAAUGAAGUCGGCAUUGAAAUUAUGGAUUCAAAUCCAGUUAUCACAAAAAAUAAAAUCAGAUGCAACUUUGGCAGUGGGAUUGCAAUAAGAAGUUAUAUGACAGGAAGCAGCGUAAAGAUCUUUGGAAAUCAGCUGUAUGAAAAUGAAAAUUCUAUAUGGAUACAAGGGGAAAGCUGCAGGUCUUUAAUAGAAGACAAUCCUAUUAUCUGUAAUAAUCGAAAAGCUGGGAUUAGAAUUGAAGACUCCGCGAAUGCCGAAAUUAGAGGAAAUGAUAUAUAUGAAAACAUUUGUCAAGGAAUUUUAAUGACCACAGGGACUUCAGCCAUUAUUGAUAAAAAUUGUGUAUACGGCAACCUCAGAGCUAAUAUUGCCUGUGGGUCAGGAAAAAUAAUUAUAAGCGAAAACAGGAUUUAUAGGGGAAGAUGUGAAGGAAUUUUUGUAUUUGAAGGAAAUGGCUGCGAAAUAAACUCAAAUGAGAUUUAUGAGAAUAAUGAUGGAAUUUUAGUGAUAGAAAGCAAUUUAGAUAUUGUGAAAAAUCUAGUGCAUGAUAAUAAGAGAACGGGGAUCACUAUUGCAGGAAAUGGGAUGUGCAAAGUUUCUGAAAAUAAAGCUUAUAGGAACACAGCUGUAGGGUUUAAUAUAAGAGAUAAUGUAGAAGGAGAAAUUUUGAGGAAUAAAGCUUUUGAAAACCAAAUUCAAAUAUGCUUAAUUACGAGGAAAAAAUGGGAUAUCAAGAUAUUGAGAAAUGAGAAUGAGUGGGUAGGGGAAGAUGCACUUACUUAAUUAGUGUUUAAUAUGUCCUCUGGCUCUGCAGAACAGAAAUUCAUGUGUUAUUUUAACUCUAAACUAGUCAGGUUACAAGCAUUCUUCUGCGUCAGAGCACGAAGUAUUCCUAAAAGCACAUCCCUUACCUGCCACCGAAUCUUAUCGGCUACGUUCCCUCACUUUUGCUUGUCUCCUGAGCGUAUUCCGCCUAAAAAUUUCCUUCCACGGAGUUAAAAGCAGUUAAAAACCCUAUUCGUCUUAUAAUGAAAGGACCAGCAGCUUUAGCCUAUGCACUAGUGUUUCUGACAUAGCUGGAUCAGUCACUGAAAAAACUAAACCUACAAAUUUUCAAAAGAGGAAAAGUCCUCAAAGAACUAUUUCCGACUACGCCAUUUUUGGUAGGGGAAGUACAGCUGCCGUUGCAAUAUUCGUGUCAAAUAUUUUAA
This is a messenger RNA of Blepharisma stoltei, 2910 nucleotides long. The record is from the annotation of a GenBank genome assembly. Lineage: Eukaryota; Ciliophora; Heterotrichea; Heterotrichida; Blepharismidae.